Triticum turgidum subsp. durum (durum wheat) is the source of this 1230-nucleotide messenger RNA. NCBI's taxonomy places the organism in Eukaryota, Viridiplantae, Streptophyta, Magnoliopsida, Poales, Poaceae. The record is from the annotation of a GenBank genome assembly.
AUGCCGGCUACGGACUACCAGGGCUCCUCCUCCUCCCACUCCCACUCCCCGUUCGCCUCCUUCGGCCGCUCGCUGCUGUCCCGGAGCCGGGACACCCCGGCGUCCCCCGCCAUGCUCCCGUCCGGCGGGGAGGCCGAGGUCGAGGCGUUCCAGCGCCACGUGGCCGUCAGCCUCGCGCAGCUGAGGGACGGGGAGGAUUUCCUCUCCGUCCCGUGGAUCCGGCGGCUCCUCGAGGCGUUCCUGCUGUGCCAGGAGGAGUUUCGGGCGGUCGUGGCCGAGGCGCGGCGCCGCGGCGGCGGAGGCGCGCUGGCGGAGAGGCUGGUGGGGGAGUACCACGAGCGCGCGGUGAAGGCGCUUGACGUGUGCAACGCCGCCCGCGACGGGGUUGACCAGGUCCGGCGCUGGGUGCGGCUCGCCGGCAUCGCGGCGUCCGUGCUGCUCGCCCCCGACGAGAUCCACGAGGGCCAGCUCCGCCGCGCGAGGAAGGCGCUGUCCGACCUCUCGAUCCUCCUCGUGGACGACGCGGCCGCCGCCGGGGGCGGGGGCGGCGUCGCCUCCUUCCUCGCCUCCCACCGCAACCGCUCCUUCGGCCGCGGGAGCCGCGCGUCCCCGUCUCGCGCGUCCUCCGCCUCUUCCUCGUCCUCCUCCUCCUCGCACUUCCGCUCGCUCUCGUGGAGCGUGUCCCGCACCUGGUCGGCGUCGCGGCAGCUGCAGGCCAUCGGGGCCGGCCUGGCCGCGCCGCGCGCGCACGAGGCGGGCCUCGCCGCGCCCGUCUACGCAAUGGGGUGCCUGCUGCACCUCGCCUCGUGGGCGCUCGUCGCGGCCGUCCCGUGCCCGGACCGCGCCGCGGCGCUCCAAGCGCACCACCUCCCCGCCGCGCCGCCGCGCGGGGCGUUCGCGUGGGCGCCGCCGCUCCUGACGCUCCAGGACCGGCUCACCGAGGAGGGGAAGCGCAAGGACAGGCGCAAUUCCUGCGGCCUCCUCAAGGAAAUCCACGCGCUCGAGAAGUGCGCGCAGAGGCUCGCCGAGGCGAUCGACGCGGCGCCCAUCCCGCUCACCGGAGAGAGGGAGGCCGCGGUGCGGGAGGCCGCCGCGGAGCUCGCCGCCGUGUGCAGCACCAUGAAGGACGGCCUGGAGCCGCUGGAGAGGCAGGUCCGGGAGGUGUUCCACCGCAUUGUGCGCAGCCGCAUGGAGGGCCUCGACUCGCCGAUGCCCAACGCCGCCGACUGA